AGCGGCCUCGGCAACCUCGAUCUCUCCAAGCUAUCCGACCGCGACAAGCAAGAACUCCAGCAAUUCGCCAUGAACGAAGGCCAAAAGGCUAGAAUACAAUCUUCCAUCCACUCCCUAACCGACACCUGUUUCCGCAAGUGCAUCCCGACCGGCACGGUUAAAUCCGGUAAACUGGACAAGUACGAGGAGCCGUGCAUGCGACAGUGUGUGGAUCGGUUUUUGGAUGCGAAUUUGGUCGUGUUGAGGGAGUUGGAG
Molecule: messenger RNA, 255 nt
Organism: Bipolaris maydis ATCC 48331
Lineage: Eukaryota; Fungi; Ascomycota; Dothideomycetes; Pleosporales; Pleosporaceae
Product: Tim10/DDP family zinc finger-domain-containing protein
Source: RefSeq, a predicted model, not a curated record